Neoarthrinium moseri is the source of this 594-nucleotide messenger RNA. RefSeq lists its product as uncharacterized. Gene Ontology annotation, biological process: intracellular iron ion homeostasis; iron incorporation into metallo-sulfur cluster. Bases 1 to 594 code for a protein of 197 amino acids. Gene Ontology annotation, cellular component: mitochondrion. NCBI's taxonomy places the organism in Eukaryota, Fungi, Ascomycota, Sordariomycetes, Amphisphaeriales, Apiosporaceae. The transcript is spliced from 2 exons. Gene Ontology annotation, molecular function: ferroxidase activity; 2 iron, 2 sulfur cluster binding; ferrous iron binding. The record is from RefSeq and is a predicted model, not a curated record.
AUGACGGGAAGCAACCUCGCAAAACUCGGGCGAGCCGCGCACCGCGCCCUACAGAGCCGCAGCGCCGUAGCAGCCCACCAUGCCGUGCGACCCCUGAGCGCCAGCCGAGCUCUCCCCCUUCCGCAGCACGCCGCCGCCGCCGUGCCGAAGCUCCCGCGUGCGACCUUCUUCUCGACCAGCGCCGGGCUCGCGAAGCCGCUGCCCCCGGACGUCCUGAAGACGGCCAAGCCCGCCGAGCUCACCGACAGCCAGUACCACCAGCUGGCCGACGAGUACAUCGAGGGCAUCCUGGCCAAGUACGAGGAGGAGCAGGACGCCAAGGGCGAGAUCGACGUCGAGUACAGCUCCGGCGUCAUGACGAUCAAGUACCCGCACGGCGACUACGUAAUCAACAAGCAGCCGCCCAACCGGCAGAUCUGGCUGUCGUCGCCGCUGUCGGGCCCCAAGCGCUACGACUGGGUCGUCACGAGCGAGGGCCAGGACGCCAAGCAGGACACGGCCACCGGCGGCUGGGUCUACCUUAGGGACGGGACUUUCCUCGACGACAUCCUGCGCGAGGAGACGGGCGUCAGCUUCGACGGCCUGGGCGCGUAG